AUGGAGAGCAAGCGACGCGUCCACGGAACAGCACAGCGCCAGAAGACUGAGCUCUGUGUCCGAGGAAGCGUUCUGGUGCAGCCCGAUGUCUAUGCAGAUCCGUAUGACCAGGUCGCGGAUGUAGCACGACUUGGACACCAUCGCGUCAAAACGCUCGCCAUCCACGAAGUGCUCGAACUGGUAGCAGUGGUAGAACAGCGUGAAGAUCACUACGCCCCAGGUGGCCCCGAUCAGCCCUUGCAGCAUGCCUUGCUGCUCGGGCGUGGAGAUCUCGGUGAUGAUCAGAAAAACCAUGCAGUUGACAGACCCGGCGCCGAGGCCCUGGAUCGCUCUGGAGAUUAUGAGCAUCAGCAUCGACUGGGACGCGCCGCACAGAACACAGCCCAGGCAGAACACGGCCAGGGCGACCAGCACGACGGGCUUUCUUCCGCAGCACUCGGCGGUCUUGCCGCAGAUAGGGAUCACCGAGGCCUGGGCCAGAGUGAACGCAGUGCCCACCCAGGUGGCCGCACUGGCAUUGUCGGUGAACUGGGUGGAUAUGGUGGAAAGUGCAACCGUGACGACUGUCUGGUCGAGAGCGGCGAGGAAAAUCGCCAUCACGAGGCCGCCGAUGAUCGGCUUGCGCUCUGUUUGGGGCGACAUCUUGGGUCUCAAAGACUUCCAGGCAGCAAUCCGGGAGCAGCCAGGUGA
This is a messenger RNA of Ogataea haglerorum, 690 nucleotides long. RefSeq lists its product as uncharacterized. The coding region runs from base 1 to 690 and encodes 229 amino acids. Lineage: Eukaryota; Fungi; Ascomycota; Pichiomycetes; Pichiales; Pichiaceae. The record is from RefSeq and is a predicted model, not a curated record. The transcript has 2 exons.